This is a messenger RNA of Wallemia ichthyophaga EXF-994, 645 nucleotides long. Its product is annotated as Protein CAJ1. The record is from RefSeq and is a predicted model, not a curated record. Gene Ontology annotation, molecular function: Hsp70 protein binding. The transcript has a single exon. Lineage: Eukaryota; Fungi; Basidiomycota; Wallemiomycetes; Wallemiales; Wallemiaceae. Gene Ontology annotation, cellular component: endoplasmic reticulum membrane. Gene Ontology annotation, biological process: cellular response to misfolded protein. The coding region runs from base 1 to 645 and encodes 214 amino acids.
AUGCCCUAUUCGCCGUCCCACUAUGACACACUCGCACUGCCCACGACCGCCACCAGCAGGGACAUCCGCCACGCUUACCGUCGCCAGGCAUUGGCGCUACACCCGGACCGCACGGGACAAGCGACGGACGCGUCUUUCCGCGCCGUGCAAGAAGCGUAUGCGGUGCUCAGUGAUCCAGUGCUUCGGCGGGAAUAUGACCAGGGAGGGAAGGGAGAGGGAGUAUCAGCAUCUUUGACAGUCUCCCCAUCAAUUCUUUCACAACUCACCUCACUCGCACUCCUCCUCCUCGUCAUACUCACAUACCAAUUCGCCCACCUCCUCCCACACCUCACACUUCUCCUCCUAGCCAUCAAUGCACGAUGGCAGUGCAGGUCCCCCGCUCUGCCACUCACACUACUUCUUCUUACAUGCAUGCGCGGGUGGACAUUCGCAGUCGUGUGGUGCGCCUGCUUGUGGGCCACACCACAUGCUAUGGUGUGGUGUUUCUGGGGUGUCGCUUAUGCUGCACUAUUCAACCACUACAACGCAGUUAGCACACUCGUUGCUCUCACUUGGUCAGUCGAGCACACCCGACUGGGACAAUCUCUUAUCAAUCUCUCCCCACUUGUUCUUUUGUUAAAACUUAUCAAAUACGUAGCUUUUUAA